Messenger RNA from Musca vetustissima, 412 nucleotides. RefSeq names its product restin homolog. Bases 11 to 397 code for a protein of 128 amino acids. The record is from RefSeq and is a predicted model, not a curated record. NCBI's taxonomy places the organism in Eukaryota, Metazoa, Arthropoda, Insecta, Diptera, Muscidae. The transcript is spliced from 4 exons.
GCUGUAGGACAUGGAGAAUGGUGACAGUGCUGCUCAAAUAAGUUUUCUAAACUCCAUUAUAGCUGAUAUGCAGAAGAAAAAUGAUACAUUAAAAGCUAAAAUCGAAGCGUUGGAAGCAUUGCCCACGGAUUAUACCAAGCCACAUGCUUUCGAUCUGAUAUCUAAACGUAAACCAGCGCCUCGUGUAUUUUGUGAUAUUUGUGAUGAAUUUGACAAGCAUGAAACCGAAGAUUGUCCUCUACAGGCUUCAGACGACAGACCUUAUACACCACCGCCGAAAGCGGAGCGAAACAACAAUGAACCGAAAGAAAGGAAAUUGCCUGAACCCAGAAAGUAUUGUGAAUCAUGUGAAGUUUUUGGACACGAAGCUGGAGAAUGUGAUGAUGAAUGUUACUAGUAUUAUCUUUAUUUU